AUGGGCAGUAACUGCUCCACUCCAGCCAAUCAAACCAGAAAACUCUGCCCCCCUAUGCCAGCAGAGCUCCCCAAAGUCCCUGCUGGGGUGCUGGGCAGGAUGCUGAGAUCUCCAGGCCACUUGGCUGGUGAUGCCUCCCCAACAUGGGAGACUAAGAGGAAAGCUGGGCCCACGCAAGUGGAACCCUGUCUCCACAAGGUCAGGGUCCGAGAUGGCCUGGUGGAGCGGCAACUGCCCAGUGGUGACCACGUGACUGCACCUUUCAAAAGAACAAUUCAGAAUCAACCAAUAACAGCUUCUGGAGCUCUUAAAACCAUUGACCAUUCUGAAGCAAAGGUGGGGUGCUACCCUUGUACUGUCAGUGUGACUGUCUUGGGCAGGGCAAUCGGCUCCCACUCACGAUCUAUCUGA
Messenger RNA from Rangifer tarandus platyrhynchus (Svalbard reindeer), 411 nucleotides. NCBI's taxonomy places the organism in Eukaryota, Metazoa, Chordata, Mammalia, Artiodactyla, Cervidae. The record is from the annotation of a GenBank genome assembly.